Molecule: messenger RNA, 1667 nt
Organism: Cheilinus undulatus (humphead wrasse)
Lineage: Eukaryota; Metazoa; Chordata; Actinopteri; Labriformes; Labridae
Gene: ghitm
Product: growth hormone inducible transmembrane protein
Exons: 9
Coding region: 110-1153 (347 amino acids)
Cellular component (GO): mitochondrial inner membrane
Source: RefSeq, a predicted model, not a curated record
UUUCACGAAGGUUGCAAAACAAUUGCGUCAGUAACGUGCGCACUUGUUUCCAGAAAGGUGAACGACGAACCUUGCCGUUUCGACUGCUUGAAAGAAACACACUUUGAUCAUGUUGGUGGCGAGGCUGACAUGCCUGAGGAGUGUCCCGCUCGCCGGCCUCCGGCCUGUGCUGACACAAGGCUCUCCAGCCCUAAGAGCACCCAUCCUGAGGACCUGCCCUCCUCUGCUCAGGCCCCAGCAGGGCUUCUCCUCCAAGGCCAGAUUUGGUUUCCGCCGUGUGAAGACAGCCAGAGACCAGUUUAAAGAUGCUGCUUUUGAACCAACAGAUACAGCCAUCAAAAUUGACAGCAUGGGAAGAAUGAUUUUAGCUGGUGGUGCAGCAGUUGGUCUUGGAGCUCUGUGCUACUACGGGCUCGGCAUGUCCAAUGAAAUCGGUGCCAUUGAGAAAGCAGUGAUCUGGCCUCAGUAUGUGAAGGACAGGAUCCACUCCACCUACAUGUACUUUGCAGGCAGUGUUGGACUCACAGCUCUUUCAGCUGUAGCAGUCAGCAGGACUCCAGCACUUAUGGGUCUGAUGAUGAGAGGAUCCUGGCUGGCUAUAGGAGCAACAUUUGCAGCCAUGAUUGGUGCUGGCAUGCUGGUCAGGUCCAUUUCAUAUGAGCACAGCCCAAUGCCCAAACACCUUGCCUGGAUGCUUCAUGCAGGUGUGAUGGGUGCCGUCAUCGCUCCCCUCACUCUCCUCGGAGGGCCUCUGAUGAUCAGGGCAGCCUGGUACACAGCAGGCAUUGUGGGCGGUCUGUCCACUGUGGCCAUGUGCGCCCCAAGUGAGAAGUUCCUCAAUAUGGGUGGGCCACUGGCUGUCGGCUUUGGAGUGGUUUUCGCUUCUUCUCUUGGAUCAAUGUUCCUGCCGCCCACCUCAGCGUUCGGAGCAGGCCUGUACUCUGUGGCCGUCUAUGGAGGCCUGGUCCUGUUCAGCAUGUUCCUCCUUUAUGACACACAGAAGGUCAUCAAGAGGGCAGAGACACACCCACUCUAUGGAGUUCAGAAAUAUGACCCCAUCAAUGCGUGUAUGGGGAUUUACAUGGACACUCUGAACAUCUUCAUGAGACUGGUGAUGAUUCUGGCAAACGGUGGUGGCGGCAGAAGGAAGUAAACAGCAUCUUUGUGUCUUCAGCUCCUUCCACAGAAAUAAAAAAAUCAGAAUUUACUUCCAGCAGCUUAUGCCAGGUGUGAUCUAUUAGUGGCAAGUCUUAUUUAACUGGUAAAUAAACAUGACUGCUUAGUAAUUGUGUAAGGAAGAAGCCUGCACAGACAAAUUAAGAGCUUUACCUUGAUGGUGGAAGUGUUUGAUCCUGAGGGUUACAGAUGGUUUAAAACAUGUCUCUCUGCAUAAUAUGUUUCCUUUGUUUUGUAUUUAUUUCCACUUGUUGAUGUCUGUUUCUAAUGAGAUUGGAAGAGUCAGUAUUUAUCCUUAUGCAGCAGAAUUGUUAUGUGUCAACCAUAGACAGGUUCAGACUUCAUAUGAUAAAUAAUAUUGACAUAAGCACUUUCUCCAUGAUACACUGAUGUACAUCUGUGAUGGAAGUUGGGACUAGUUCAUAUAUAUUUUUGAGAAAAUAAACAAUAAUUUCAGCAAUGGAAUCACUCAAUAAACAAGCAAAAGGCAA